Molecule: messenger RNA, 3592 nt
Organism: Magnolia sinica
Lineage: Eukaryota; Viridiplantae; Streptophyta; Magnoliopsida; Magnoliales; Magnoliaceae
Product: pentatricopeptide repeat-containing protein At2g37320
Exons: 1
Coding region: 340-1944 (534 amino acids)
Biological process (GO): RNA modification
Molecular function (GO): protein binding; RNA binding
Source: RefSeq, a predicted model, not a curated record
GUAGGAAAUCUUCGGCCCUCGCAUGCGAAAUGGCCCUUUAUCUCAUGCCUUCUCAUCGUUAAAAGAGUCAGCAACUCGCAUUGACUCAUUCAAGCCCGAGUAGAGUCAGGGACUUGCCCCGAGUCAGGGCUGAAUCAGCAAGACUCACCUGACUUGGAACGUGCGGGUACUACCAAAACGGAGUCGACUCGGACGAUUCAUGUCGGACUCAUACGAGUCUUAAAACUAUGUUCCUCCUACAAAGCCAAAUCCCCUUCUGGGGUGUCCCGCAUCCCGACGCAUGAGUUCAAAAAAUAAAAAUAUGAAAACGCCAGUAACUCUGUUUUAAGGAAUGAAUGAAUGAAAUUCCUCCUCUUUCAGCUUUCUUUUCUCAGGCGACCUGAUCGCAUCAUUUCCAAAUCCUCGCCGUUAAUCUAUCAACUAGCAUUCGUUUCCUCAUCCCCACCUUCACAGUCUUCAAAUUCAAAGAACAAGAGGAAGAAAACAAAGGAGGAGAAAGAGUGGACAAAUCUAGACCGUUCAUUGCAGCUUCUGCAUCUCAUAAACCCCCAACCCUGCAUCCAACGGUCCGAAAACCACCUUCGCCUCAUACAGGAUUGUAUUCUGGAGCUUUCCCGAACGGAUCCCAAUGAGGAACGGCUCAAACGAUCGAGAAAUACUGUUCCUGGCGGUCGUGAUGCUCUCAUGUUGCCUAAGAAGGACGCCCUUUAUCUGUUUGAUGAAAUGCUUGAAGAUGGGAAGCGAGUCGAUGCCGUUAGUCUUUCGGGUGUUUUGAGUGAUUUUGGAGCUUUACGGGAUCUUGAUCGAGGGAUGCAGAUUCAUGGGUUUGUGAUCAAAGGUGGAUUUGAUGAGCAUGUCUCUGUUGGUAGUGCGUUGGUUAGUUUGUAUUGCAAAUGUGGGAUUUUGGACAAUGCGUAUAGGGUGUUUGAGAAUAUGCCUGUGAGGAAUACAGUGUCCUGGACUGCGAUCAUUGCUGGGUUUGCGCAGAAUUGGCAGGUUGAGGCGUGUCUUCAGCUUUUUCUUCAGAUGAAGAGAUCGGUAUUGAAGCCUAACGAUUUCACGUUUGCGAGCCUUUUGAGCGUGUGCGCGGCCGGUGGUUCACUCAGCCUUGGGAGGACAGCACACUGCCAGACAGUGCGGAUGGGUUUUGAUUCGUACGUUCAUGUUGCAAACUCUCUGAUCUCGAUGUAUGCUAAGUGUGGGAGCAUGGAGGAAGCUUUUCAUGUGUUUGAAAGUAUGCCCCACAAGGAUCUCAUCUCAUGGAAUUCUGUGAUUACUGGAUAUGCACAACACGGGCUUGCCGAACAGGCACUACGUUUGCUUCGUGAUAUGGAGAGCGAGAAUAUUUCGCCAGAUGUGAUCACUUACCUCGCCAUUCUCUCCUCAUGUCGUCAUGCGGGCCUUGUGGAACAAGGCCGCCACUGCUUUGAUUCGAUGCUCGAACAUGGAGUGGAACCAGAAUUAGACCAUUAUUCAUGUGUCGUCGAUCUCCUUGGCCGGGCCGGACUGCUUGAAGAGGCCUAUGAGUUCAUAAAAAAGAUGCCUAUCCGCCCGAAUGCCAUUAUAUGGGGCUCGUUGCUUUCAUCAUCCACGCUUCAUGGCAAUGUGCCAAUCGGGGUUCAGGCUGCAGAAAACGGGCUUCUGUUGGAACCAGGUUGUGCUGCAUCCCACGUGCAACUGGCAAAUCUGUAUGCUAGCGCAGGGUGGUGGAAUCAUGUGUUGGAAGUCCGGAAACAGAUGAAGCAGAAAGGGUUGAAGCCAAGUCCAGGAUAUAGCUGGAUCGAAAUCGGGAGUGAGGUUUACAGGUUUAAAGCCAAAGAUGGUUCAAACACCAAAGUAUAUGAGAUAUUUUCUGUGGUGGAUAGUCUAGUAAGCCAUAUGAGAUGUUUGGGCUAUGUGCCUGGAACAAACACAAGUGCACAUGGAGAAGGGAUUCUUAUGUGAUUAUGGAGGCUUGCUAGCCCCACACACUGCAGACGUUCCAAUUCUGCAAAUAUGUGGGACAUCUGAGUGGUGGUCCCAACUAUGAAGAUGAUUUAACUCCAUGGUUGCUAGCAAUGCCAAGUCCUUGGCCAUUGAUUUGGGUUUUGAAGUCUUCUGUGGGACUGCAGCAGUUAAUGGAGUAAUCACCAUGGAGAAUUUUGAAAUUGCAUAGCAUAGAAUGGUUGGUUUGGGCAACACGUGGAGAUGGUCCGAUGAUUGGAACCAUCCAUCUUCUCGGCGCUGCCAUGCAUGAGCUAAAAUGAAAUAAUCACGAUCCAAAACCAUCCUGAUCUUUGAUUUUGGAGUUGUUGAGUCAUUGGAAAUGUUCUUUAUGAUGUCUGCAUCGAUCUAGAUGCUUUUGAGGCAAGCUUGUUAUUGUGGCCAGUAUUGAGUAGCAUCCUAAACAUGGACGGGACAUGCCAGAACCAACUCACCACCAAAUUCCAAACAUAUGCUUUAUGUGUAAGAAGGCUGAGAAAACAGGGGAAUACCCUUUUUAAUCAAUCCAAGGUCAUUCCAAGGAUUUAGUUUCAGUUCAUAUGCCUUCCCUCGCUCUAGGGAAUCUUCCCAAAUCUCAGUUGCGAAGACACUUGAAAGUUUGGGUAGGUCCUUUCAAAGAAAGAGAUAGAAUACCUAGGAGAUUUGUCCUUUGAGUUGUUCUUUCAGGCAUGUGUGGAAUGAAAGGAAUAAGAGAACCUUCGAUAGCCUGGAGGCGCUGAUUGAUUUGUUUAUUUUUAGUAUCUUGUUCUUGCAGAUACAGACGGGCCCUCGUAAGGCAUUUCAAGCUUUUCUUCUUGGAUUCAAUCAAAGAUAGGGAGAAACUCAAUUGCAGGCCCCAUCAUGAACUGCACGGCAGGAAGGCGAGAUCGAAAGUGGGUGCGUCCUCCUAUUGGACAGUGGAAACAAAUCUUGACAGCUCAUUCAUGGGUUAUUUGGGACCUCAUCCAAUUGGGGCUUUUGUUGGAGAUGACACAUUCCAAAGAACUCUAUACCAGCAGGACUGGAGAACUCUAACCUGGCGGAGGCAAAGACACUUACGGAGGUCUUGCAAUUCUUGCAACGAUACCCAAGGGAGAAUAUUAUUGGAGGAGAUUCCAGCAAUUUCAUCAGUUGGGUGUCCAAGGAGUUUCUCAGAGCUUUUGAGGCUUUAACUCCAUCUUGAAUUAAAUUUGGAUCGUUCUUCUCUAAACUUCCUUUUAAAUAUAUAGAGGAUGCUGACGUUACGGAUUCUCUUGCCGAGAAGAGAUACUAGAUUGGCUCUUAACAUGGGGAACUCAUGCCCUCUAGCUUGAUGCACCUUGGUGUUAGGCCUUUGGCUUCUAUUUUCUUAGGAUUGUGGAUCAUCUGAAUCUCGAGACGCUCCUCCAACCAAUCAUAUACUUAAUGAGAUAGGUAAACCAAGGAGACCCCCCUAUGAAAACUGUAUAUGAGAAUUUCAUCUCAUUUGACUCUAGCAAAAAUGCCCAAAUAGUGAGUGCUAAGGAUAUGUACCAGAAAGUUUGGAACUUUUUAGCUGCUUGAUUCAAUCGUCCUCGAAGAUACAAGCGAAGGAACCAAAAUCCUGAAUCUCUUCUUUACGAUGAUAAUGCCAAAUCUCAGGUUGGCUCUU